Molecule: messenger RNA, 1134 nt
Organism: Diorhabda carinulata
Lineage: Eukaryota; Metazoa; Arthropoda; Insecta; Coleoptera; Chrysomelidae
Gene: RfC3
Product: replication factor C subunit 5
Exons: 6
Coding region: 100-1101 (333 amino acids)
Biological process (GO): DNA repair; DNA-templated DNA replication
Cellular component (GO): nucleus; DNA replication factor C complex
Molecular function (GO): ATP hydrolysis activity; DNA clamp loader activity; DNA binding
Source: RefSeq, a predicted model, not a curated record
CUUUGGAUUACCCGCUUUUUAAAUAUUAAAAAAAAAUAUUUUGCUAUUUAUGCUAACACUUAAUUAUUUUCUUAAAAUAUUUUAAAUUCAUAAAUUACUAUGGUACAAAAAGUACAGCAGAAAGUAAAUUUGCCCUGGGUUGAAAAAUAUAGGCCAAGUACGCUCGAUGAUUUAGUUUCUCAUGAGGAUAUUAUUAAAACGGUCAGCAAAUUUAUUAAAGAAGAUCAAGUUCCCCAUUUAUUAUUCUAUGGACCUCCUGGUACUGGAAAAACAAGUACAAUUUUAGCUUGUGCAAGAUUAUUAUACACUCUAGCUCAAAUGUCAUCAACUGUUCUAGAAUUAAACGCAUCAGAUGAUAGAGGUAUAGGAAUUGUAAGAGGACCAAUCUUGACAUUUGCUAGUACCAGGACAAUUUUCAAGUCUGGUUUUAAAUUAAUUAUAUUAGAUGAAGCCGACGCAAUGACAAUGGAUGCACAGAAUGCCUUGCGUAGAAUAAUAGAAAAGUAUACAGAAAAUAUUCGGUUCUGCAUAAUAUGUAACUAUUUAAGCAAGAUCAUACCUGCUCUACAGUCCCGUUGUACGAGAUUCAGAUUCGGUCCACUUUCUCCGGAACAAAUUUUACCAAGACUCAACUACGUAAUCGAUGAAGAAAAAGUAACUGUAUCAGAAGAUGGAAAAAAAGCUCUACUCACCUUAGCAAACGGCGACAUGCGAAAAGUUCUUAACGUUUUACAGAGCACUUGGUUGGCUUGUAAGAACGUUACUGAAGAUAACGUAUAUACCUGUGUCGGUCAUCCUCUACGUACCGAUAUUGAAAGUAUCGUUAAAUGGUUAUUAAACGAAAACUUUAAAACAACUUACAAUAACAUAAAAGAAUUAAAAAUGAUCAAAGGACUCGCUCUUCACGACAUCAUUACAGAAGUACAUAAGUAUGUACAUCGUAUCGAAUUACCUUUCGAUAUUAUGAUAGAUCUUAUGGAUAAAAUGGCCGAAAUAGAGUAUAGAUUAUCUACAGGAGCUAACGAAAAUAUCCAAUUAACAGCUCUUAUUGCUGCGUUUCAGAAUGUCAAGGAUAUUUCGGCACCAGAUCAAUAUAAUUAGUUUUUGUUAAUUUAAAUAAACAUCUUAAUAUUA